Messenger RNA from Pomacea canaliculata, 1131 nucleotides. Its product is annotated as arylsulfatase J-like. The record is from RefSeq and is a predicted model, not a curated record. NCBI's taxonomy places the organism in Eukaryota, Metazoa, Mollusca, Gastropoda, Architaenioglossa, Ampullariidae. The transcript has 6 exons. Bases 319 to 1131 code for a protein of 270 amino acids.
CAGGGUUAAUAGGUCAAUCUAGCAGAAUAAGGUGAGUCUAUAGCCACCUAUGUAGUACAUUAUUCAUGAGAAUGCGCAACUGAUGAACUUCUGUGACAGGACCAGAAGAUGACGUGUCCACGUGACAAGAGAGGGCGGGUCGUGAGAAAAGUAUUUAUUCAGAACUCACUGCCAUCUCCUGUAGGACUCAAGACCUUCUUACAGACAAUCAAGAGCCAUCUCUACUCACAUGUUCACCAGUUCGAGUUACAGCCAGAAAGUUAUAACUGUUUGGAAAAGUAAACCUGGUAUUUUAAUCAGUCAAAGACUUCCAGAGUCAUGUUCCAAACACCGAAGCUGUGGCUGUGGAUAGCAGUCUUAUCCUGUCACCUCAUCCACCGGGUUGCGUCAAGGACUCAGCCUCAUGUGAUCAUGAUCAUGAUUGAUGAUCAGGGUUACAACGAGCGCAGCUCACGCAACCCCGAGUUUCGGACACCCGUCAUGGACAGACUGGAAUCCCAGAGCGUGCGUCUGACCCGGAUGUACAUGCAGCCAUCUUGCAGCAUGUCACGGGCGGCCUGGAUGACCGGACGCUACCCUCACACGAUGGGCAUCGAGCAGCCCUUUCAAGGGUAUGAUAACAGGUCUAUACCUGUGGAUAUCAAGCUACUUCCACAGUACCUUAAGGAUGCGGGGUACCUGACAUAUAUGAUUGGCAAGUGGCAUUCAGGUAUGUGUAGCUGGAGCAUGGCGCCAACCAGACGAGGUUUUGAUGCUUUCUCGGGCUGUCUCUUUGGCAACGGCGAUCAUUUCUUCCAAUUUAAGGGUAAUCCGUACGAUUUUUGGACGAACGAAACAUUGGAUCGUUCAGUGAGUGGACAAUACGACACCGAGGUUCUAACACAACGAACUAUCGACGUCAUCAAGGAACACAGGACGAGCAGGACGACUCAACCUUUUUUUAUUAACCUGGCCUACAAGGCCAUACACGUCCCCAUAACGGUGCCGGAGUACUACAGCAAGAGAUGUUCCCACAUCAACGACACCCUGCUCAGAGAUCGCUGUGGCACCAUGGCUGGGGUGGACGAUGGCAUCAAGAACAUCACCGACACCUUGGAACAACUUGGCUACAUGACAAGCCACUGCUGUUGA